Messenger RNA from Hypomesus transpacificus, 3096 nucleotides. It is a transcript of the gene daxx, whose product is annotated as death-domain associated protein. Lineage: Eukaryota; Metazoa; Chordata; Actinopteri; Osmeriformes; Osmeridae. Gene Ontology annotation, molecular function: histone binding. The coding region runs from base 104 to 2287 and encodes 727 amino acids. The transcript has 11 exons. The record is from RefSeq and is a predicted model, not a curated record.
AAUGACCAAGACUGUUACUGGGAAACAUCUCAUGAUUAACCAAUGGAAGCGCUGCUUAUUCUUAGAUUAGACGACUGGGAAUUGUGAUAUUUUGGUCCACAGCAUGGCUGUUUGCUUUGAACCAAUGAACAGUAUUGUUGUCCUUGAUGAUGAUGAUGAUGAAGAAGAGAGGCCUCAGACAUCUUCCUCCUCCUCUCAACCCUCAACAAAUCCCAUUACACCCCCUAGAGCCCAGAUACCUGCCCCAACACACAUCACCCAAUCACCAUUUGCAUCUGCGAAGAAGGAGAGCCACGUGCUGCAGGCAGAGAACCACAGACUGUUUACAGAGUUUGUAGAACACUGCUCCAACCACACCCAGGACCACCCUGAGGUCAUGACCUUUCUCCACGCCAAGCACGCCAAGGCCUCGCCGGACUUUCUGGCUUCGGUGGAGUUCCGGAACACUCUGGGGCGGUGCCUGACCCGGGCACAGGCCAACCGAUCGAAGACUUUCGUCUACAUCAACGAGCUCUGUACCGUCCUAAAACAGCGCGCCGCCAAGAGGAGGCAGACCCUCACCAAGGCCCAGCUCAAGGCUUCAUCAGUCAAGAAGGAGCAGCCGUCCACCUCAGGACAGCCGGAGGAGAAUCACAAGCAGGAUGAAGGGAAAGGAGAAGAGAAGGUGGAUGAAGAGAAGGAGAAGAGCACAAAAAAAGCUUCCAGAAGACAGAUAGCGUACCUGGAGAACCUGUUGAAGGUCUACAACGACGAGAUUUGGCGGCUGCAGGAGAAGGAGCUGAGCCUCGACGACCUCAUGGCCGAGGAUUCUGGGUACAUCCAGGAGCACAAGCUCAAGGGCAAGAUGAUGAAGAUCUAUGACAAGCUCUGUGAGCUAAAGGGGUGCAACACUCUGACAGGCAGGGUGAUAGAGCAGAGGAUCAGCUACAGUGGCACACGCCAUCCUGAGAUCAACAAAAGGAUAGAGCGUUUCAUCAACAGCCCCGAGGCCCAGCUGAACCCCCCCGACUACUCGGACAUUCUGAAGCAGGUUCAGCGAGCCAACGAGCGCCACAGCCUGUUGCUGAGUCGGAAGCAGUUGGUGCAGGUCGCCCAGAUGGCCUUUCAAGAAACGGGCAACCGCCUGCAGGAGAGACGCCACCUCGACAUGGUCUAUAACUUUGGAUCCCACCUCACAGACCCCUACAAACCUGCCACAGACCCUGCAAUGCGGGACUCCACCCUCCAGAAGAAGCUGCGCUCUAACAGGGAGGAGGCGCUGUCCAGCCUGGAGCAGGUCAUCAACAAGUACUCCCUGCAGCAGGAUGACACAGAGGAGGAGGAGAGGAGGAAGAGGCUGGAGAAGAAGGCCCAAAAGGCCAAUGAAAAGAAGGAAGGAGAGGAGGCGGAAAUGGAGGUGCCACCCGGGGGGGAGGGGUCAGCUGUAAGGGAGGGGUCAGCCAAGGGGGAGGAGCUACCUGAGGAGGAAGAGGAGGAGGAGGAUGAAGACAUGUCAUCUGAUCCAGACAUUGAAGAGGAGAUCCAGGCCAGCACGGCACAAGCUGGACCUGAGGAUGACGAGGAGGAAGAGGAUGACACAGAGCCAGUGAAUGAGAACAAUCCGAACGGAGUGAGGGAGCCAUCUAGCCAGCAAGCUGGAGCGCUACAACUGAAGAAAGAGGGGGACCAACCAGAAACAAACGUAGCAAGUCCUGUGUCCGCACCUGGUUUCUCACCCCUAAUGGAAGACCCCUCCCCCACAGACAGUCCUAGCCAGUCAGAGCCCAUGGAACUAGAUGAAGGGAACAAGCCAGCAAAUCUCAAUGCUGAAGACGCCAUUUCCUCUAACCAUAAAUCGAUCGUGUCUGUUAGCACUGGCGUAGACACUUCAGACCGGUCCCCUCCUCUUUUAGCCAAUCAUGUCUCUUUGCCACCCUCCCCAGAACCGCUUUUAACCAAGAAGGAAACAAGUCAGCUCAUUUGUGAGACAAGGUCAGCAAAUUGUAGUCCUCGCCCCCCCAGCCCCAUUGCCACAAGAAAGAGAAAGAGAAGCCUCCAGAAGGAGUCAACCAGGAAGUCCCAAAAUGGCUUCCAGACAUAUGCCUACGAGAGUGAGGUAGACAUCACACUGGACUCAGGUGUGGCCAAUAGUCCCCUGCAGGCAGACUCCACCAGGGCAGACACCCCCCAACAGGAAGUGGUCACCAGCUCCCAGUCAACUCCACCCCCUAAAAAGAACAAGGUCAAUGUGGCGACCCAGUGUGACCCGGACGAGAUCAUUGUUCUGUCUGACUCGGAAGGAUCUUAGACCCCAGCCUCUGCAACCUUCAAACCAGUGCCUCUUAAUACCACAGGGUUGACCACCAUUUCCCAACACUUAGGAUUUACCUAACCUACUGCAAUGCAAUCAUCAGAACUGUCCCAAGAGGCCAAACUCUGGUGCGGAUUAAAUGCGCCUCAACUGAUUUCAAGUGUGUGAUCUGCUUCAGGUCUGCUUCCUAAUGUGAAGUAAAGGGACACAUGUUCAGACCAGAGAGAGUGAACUAGCCUUUUCUCAUCACACAUGGACUGUUUACAUUUUCUAUUUAUAGCCCCUGCAUGGGGCAUGGGGAUUUUUACCUGUCUGUUCCUUCAGAGUAAUCAGUUGUUCCUCCCUCGAUGAAUUCCAUUUUUUAUUAAAUUUAUUAUUUCUGCAGUGGAUGGCUGGGGGUACAUAUGUACUGUACGGCCUUGCUGUGUGUAGCUGGAUUUACAUUUUGAUAUAACAAAUGUAACACUUGAUUUAAGCCUGUGUACGUCCAAACAGAAUGCAAUAAUGAGAGACUAGAUUAUUCAGGCAAUGUACCAGCUUGGUAGGGCUAUAGUACUAUCUGCAGUCUGUCAAACUGAGGAACAUGACAGGUUUCUGGGAAUCAGAUCCUGCCUCGAGGACAACGAAGUCCACUGGGACUUUUGAAAUAAACUAGUAGAGAAGCACAGGGUGUACAGGGGGAUGUGUUCUAUGUAGGGGGUGAUUGAACCAUUUAUUUUUGUAUUUCUUUUAAUAUGUUGGGUAUGUUACAGAAAGCACCUUUUCUUUCUUGUAAAAACCUUUUGUAAUAAAAGUGGAUCGCUCAA